CCGACAGAGCUUGUUUUGGAGGAAGUGAACAGAGCUCGGCUAGCAGCUAGCAUAUUAGCUUGACAGGAAAAGCAAGCGUCAACGGGAACAAGGCGAAACAGACCAUUGUACCAAAUCGCUCUUGUUACGCGAAGGGAGAUAUACAUCGACUAUAGCAGUAUUGAGUUUUAGAAGAAGAGUUAGCUGCAAGGCUAGCUGUCGGAGACUAAUCAGCUGUCGACGCUCUAAACGUGUUGUUUUCUUACGGCAGACAUUUGUAGGAGCUGUUAGCCUGUUAGCUAGCCUACGCGUUAGCUAACGCUUCCAACUGAGGCGGAGGAAAAGUCCACUUUUGACAUUUCUUAUUGCAGAAUCAUCACCCAGGUUGCUGUGGAACAAUGACGUCAAGGAAGAAAGUACUACUCAAAGUUAUCAUCCUCGGAGACUCUGGAGUUGGCAAGACCUCACUGAUGAACCAGUACGUGAAUAAGAAGUUUAGUAACCAGUACAAAGCCACAAUAGGUGCUGAUUUCCUGACGAAAGAAGUCAUGGUGGAUGACAGACUUGUCACAAUGCAGAUCUGGGACACAGCAGGACAGGAGAGGUUCCAGUCCUUAGGCGUGGCGUUCUACCGCGGAGCAGACUGCUGCGUCCUGGUGUUUGAUGUGACAGCACCCAACACCUUCAAGACUUUAGACAGCUGGAGGGAUGAGUUCUUGAUUCAGGCCAGCCCUCGAGACCCGGAGAAUUUCCCUUUUGUGGUGUUGGGUAACAAGAUUGACUUGGAGAACAGACAGGUAACUACCAAGCGAGCGCAGGCUUGGUGUCAGAGCAAGAACAACAUCCCAUAUUUCGAAACCAGCGCCAAGGAGGCGAUCAAUGUGGAGCAGGCCUUCCAGACUAUUGCACGCAACGCCCUUAAACAGGAGACCGAAGUGGAGUUGUACAACGAGUUCCCCGAGCCGAUAAAGCUGGACAGGAAUGAGCGAGCCAAGCCGUCGGCGGAGACGUGCAGCUGCUGAGGACGCCGAAGAUCUUCUGGGGGGCGUGUUGUCACCGCCCUCACUUACCCUGUCUUGCCUUGUCUAUAUAUCCCCUUCCCCAUAGCCCACUGUGUUAAUCCCUGAUGCCCAACAUACAAGCAGCAUCCCACUCAUAGAGUAUACUACUACUACAAACACAAACAUGCUGCACUCACCUCCCGAUGUAUACAAAACACACAUUUUCUAUAAAAUAUGAGUCUCCUAGCCCAAAGAACACCUUGAGGAAACAUUAUGGAAUUUACUUGUAUGAUGCUUAUUACUUCCCUGUGUUUCCCUCAUGUACUUUUUUCAUGGUGGUGGUGGUUUGGGCUAAUCUCAUUUUCGGUUCCAUGUAUAUUGCUGCUUUCACACCCAGUUUUGGUUGUAACUGUUUUUAGUUGGAUACUUUACGUGGUAAAUUGAAGCAUUAUCUCUAUACAUGUUUGUGUUAACAACUAAAGUUAGAUAACUAAUGUUUCUUUUUUUUUUUUUUUGUUUUUUUUUUUUAAUCAAAGUUUCUUUAGCAGUGCUGGUUGUUUUUCUUACUUUCACAGCCCACCACUGCUGCAUGAACAGAGGAAACACUGCUCCCCCCCAUUUUACUCAUUUGUGUUGUGGCUUCAAUUUGUUUCACUCUUAAAAACACUUGUUAUCAUGGUUUCACUGUACCUCAUGCGACCCUAACAAAAAAAAAAAAAAAACCAAAAAAAAAAACCUGAUCUCUAAAGAUGCAGUCAGACCUGAAGGAUCGGAAUAUGUGAAGGUGCACGCGUAUGUUAAUAUGUAGUCGGCUGAUUUUUCAAUAAUUGGCACAGAAAUGAAAAUUCACUUUGAUGAUUGGUCCAUCAGACAAGCAUGUACAGAUCGUUUUUUGGGUGGACGCUUUCCUGUCAUGUACGAUAAUGAAAGACGUGUUCAGACAUCUCAUUUCGGAGUCACAAUAAAUGCAGUUGUAGUUCAGGUUGAGGACAUCGUGUGAAUCCAGACUUGACUCCUUGAUUUAAAUGCUGUCCCUAAUGCCGUAUUUGCUGUACCUGAUUUGGGGAAACUGAGGUUCCUCUUGUAAUCGGUUAUUCUUGGUACAUUUGACGUGGGAAUUAACCAAAUCAAGAUGGCAUGUCAUUCUACUUGAUAGUCCUGGAGAAAUUUUUCUCAAGUAUAAAUAUCAUUCAUAACUGAGUACUAUUAGUUAGUACGUUUCUUUUUACUGUCAACUAUCGCAACACUUUGUAUAUUUGCAAACUUCUCAGUCAUUGUGUGGGGGACGGCAAAAAGCUGUGCUGUAAAUCUCCAUAUCUGGCUCUGCCAGUUGCUCGUGUUGGCAAACAGUUUAAGUGCUUGACAUUUCUUUAAACCGAUCAGACCUUUAACUGUCUGUUCAUAUUAUGUUAAAACUCUGAAAUGCAUUGUAGGUUACAAGAUAGCAUACAUAAUGUAACUUUGAACAAAGAAAAAAAAAUGUGGGGGGAAAGUAUUGGCAUUCAUCAUUAUUAUAUUAUUAAUAUGAUAAAUGCAUAGCAUCUACAUUGUUUCAAAAUGUCUUUGCGUUUCAAGUAAUAAGGGUAAUAAAAUUCUUGAAUAAAGCAAA
Molecule: messenger RNA, 2589 nt
Organism: Scatophagus argus
Lineage: Eukaryota; Metazoa; Chordata; Actinopteri; Scatophagidae
Gene: rab7a
Product: RAB7a, member RAS oncogene family
Exons: 6
Coding region: 378-1001 (207 amino acids)
Biological process (GO): phagosome-lysosome fusion; endosome to lysosome transport
Cellular component (GO): phagocytic vesicle; late endosome; lysosome
Molecular function (GO): GTPase activity; GTP binding
Source: RefSeq, a predicted model, not a curated record